AUGCACGACGUUGGUCAGCGAGUCGAGCGUUCUGGUCAGAGCCCAGAGUCGUAUGGUCUUGGUCCUGUCCCUGGUUACUGGCCUGGUCAUCAUGAUGAGAACGAACACGGGCACGAACAUGAUUACGAGCCUCACCACGAGCACGAACACAAGUAUGGUCACCACGAACACGAUCAUGAGCACGAUGGCUCUUCACACCCUUCUGCCGACCAGCACGGCCAGACGGGCAAGUGCAAGGAGCACGACUUGACCCCCCGAACACGCCAUUUCGACUGGACCCUCACCUACGGCAAAGCCGCUCCCGACGGUUUCCUGAAGAAGCGUAUCCUGAUUAACGGUCAAUCACCCGGUCCACUUAUCCAAGCCAACGAAGGCGACACGAUUGUCGUCAAGGUCCGCAACUUUCUCGACCAAGGCACCUCGAUCCACUGGCACGGCAUGUUCCAGAACAGCACCCCCUUCAUGGACGGCAUCGCCGGCUUUUCGCAAUGCCCUAUCCCUGCCGGUGGCCACCUCACGUAUCGCUUCAAGAUCCAAGGUCAGUACGGAUCGUAUUGGUACCACAGUCAUUCCAAGAUGCAGUACACCGACGGUCUGUACGGCGGGUUGAUCGUGCAUUCCAAGCGAGACCCGUAUCGCAAGUGUCGCGACUAUGACCACGAGCGCGUGUUUCUGUUCAACGACAACUACCACGACUUUGCCGACUACAUCGUGAGCCAGCUGCUUUCGGCGCAAGGCUACAACGGCAGUGCGGCUGCGCCGUCGCCGCAGUCUGGACUCAUCAAUGGGAGGGGCCAGUUCGACUGUGCUGCUCUGUUCCGUGCCAAGACGCCGCAGCCGGGUAUGCCGACCAGGUGCACACAGCUGUCGACGCCGACGAUGGAUAUCGAACCGAACAAAAAGUAUCGCUUCCGAUUCAUCAACGUUGGCUCGCACGCUCAGCACAUUAUUUCCAUUGACAACCACGAGAUGCACGUCAUUGGUGCCGAUGGUACGCCCGUCAAGCCUCACAAGGUGCACCGCAUUCCCAUCCAUAAUGGGCAGAGGCACGAUGUGUUGGUCGAAACCAACCAGGGCAAGGAGGGAGAUAGCUUCUUGCUGCGGUCCACCAUGAUGACGACAUGCUUCGCCUUUGUCGAUCCGCUUCUCGAUCCCGUCGCCAACAUGACGCUGCAGUACAAGCUGCCCGGUAGCAACGUCCGUUCGAAGCCUCCAGUGCCCCACGACUGGAAGCACAAAAUGGGCAGCCAGUGUCAAGAUCUCAAGGACUCUGAGCUCAUUCCGGCCAUCGACACGUCCGUCUCUGCUAAUCACGAUCCACGAUCCCUCGGCAUCUUCAACUCGCAAUUCGGCAACCUGCAGCUUGCCAACGGCACGACUCUCGGUCGGUUCUUCAUCGACAAUGUCACGCAGACCAAUUUUGUCAACAAGCCAUACCUCGAGCUGACGCACGCAGGCAAGCAGAUCAACUCAUCGACCAUCGCCUCACUCGUCGUACCGGACGACCUGUGGGUGGCCGACUUUAUCAUCAACAACCAAGACAACUUCCUCGACCAUCCGUUCCACCUGCACGGUACGGACAUGCAUAUUGUGGAGCGGGGGUCGGGCAAUAUGACGCAGAGCCAGUGGCUGGCUCUGAACAAGAACGGUCAGCCGCAGGGGGUGAAUGCGACGGGGUUGAACCUGGUGAAUCCGCUGAGGCGAGACACGAUCACGGUGACGCGGUCGAGUUAUGUCGUGGUGCGUAUCAUUGCAGAUCUGCCCGGUACGUGGCCACUACACUGCCACAUUGCCAUGCAUGUGGCCGAGGGACUGAUGGCAGUGGUGGCCAUUCAUCCGAAGAAGAUCCAGCAGCUGCCGUUCAGUCAGGAGGUGCUCGACUUGUGCCCGAUCUCGGGUGCCGCUCUGAACGAGAUCGAGCCCGCUUAG
Molecule: messenger RNA, 1929 nt
Organism: Sporisorium graminicola
Lineage: Eukaryota; Fungi; Basidiomycota; Ustilaginomycetes; Ustilaginales; Ustilaginaceae
Exons: 1
Coding region: 1-1929 (642 amino acids)
Molecular function (GO): copper ion binding; oxidoreductase activity
Source: RefSeq, a predicted model, not a curated record